Messenger RNA from Archocentrus centrarchus (flier cichlid), 748 nucleotides. RefSeq names its product thymosin beta 1 (gene tmsb1). The record is from RefSeq and is a predicted model, not a curated record. Lineage: Eukaryota; Metazoa; Chordata; Actinopteri; Cichliformes; Cichlidae. Gene Ontology annotation, molecular function: actin monomer binding. Gene Ontology annotation, cellular component: cytoplasm. The transcript is spliced from 3 exons. Gene Ontology annotation, biological process: actin filament organization; regulation of cell migration. Bases 164 to 310 code for a protein of 48 amino acids.
AGCUCUGGGAGCCAAUGAGAGCCAGGGGACCGGUGUCCAUGUUGGCGUGCACAAGGGCGUGUUGUCUCUAUUUAAACCGUUGGCUUUGCACGGAUUACACAGACACAGCUUACCUGAAAACGAUCGUCUUGCAAACGCGCUUCUGCACCAGAAGUCAUCCAAAAUGAGCGACAGCAAUCCAGUCAAUCAGGAAGUGGAGCAGUUUAACAAGCAAAAGCUAAAGAAGACUAACACACAAGAAAAAAACCAUCUUCCAACAAAGGAAGAAAUCGAAGCAGAGAAGAAGGCCAUGAAAGAGGAAGAUAAUUGAAGUGAGCCAUGAUUCCUCUCCUUCAGUCCGGCCCUGCUACCUGCUCAUCUUCCAACUGGGAGUCCAACCAUCGCCACCUCUGCCUCGGUUUUCUGUGCCACACCAUCUUUGCUUAGAAAUGGUGUGCGGUUUGAUGCUAUGGGGAAAGAUCUGUCUGUGGGUCCAAGUAAAUUAAGGCAGUGUGUGUGUUUUUUUUUGUUUUUUUGUAUUGUUUUUAAGUGCAGUUCAGAAAAGGGUUGAACUGAGCAUGAUAAAGAUUCUACAGGGUGUCAAUUUAAGCAAAACGGGGGAAGAAAAUCAUGAAUAAUUUUUGGUAAUUAAAAUGUAUUAAUCACAUUACAAUACCAUAUGUAUGCCUGUAAAUGGUGCCAUUCAGGAUAUGUUAUGAAAAAAGAAUACAAAAGAUGAUAUUGUUUUUAAUAAAAAAACAAAAAAUGG